AUGCGGAUCCCGGCGUUUGCUGCUGUCGCUUUCAGCGGGGCGGGCCUCGCUCUGCUCGUGGCCUGCGACUUUGAUGAGGCAUGUUCUGUGAGGGCGGGUGCGGUGCUGGCGUCGGUGCCGAGGACGGCGUGGGCUGUCUCCUGGGGCGUGCGCAGCGGCCUCGCCUACGUCAGAUGUAUGGUCACCCACUCGGACCGGGGCAGCGAGGAGUACAGGCAUGACCUGGCGUUGCUGCACGGGGCGUGCGCCCGGCGGCUGCUGCGGCUGUGCCAGAGCAACGGCGGAGUCUACGUGAAGGCCGCGCAGCUGCUCAGCACCGCGCAGACCGUGCCUGCAGAAUACCGCACGGCGCUGGAGGUGCUCCAGGACCAGGCAGAGCCGAGGCCCUACGCUGACGUGGAGCUGGCCAUACAGCGCGAACUGGGGCUGCCGAUCGGCGCGCUCUUCGUUGAGUUCGAGCCGGAGGCGCGUGCGGCCGCCUCGCUGGCGCAGGCACGCAGCAUUCCCUCUCUAUGUUUAACCUCACCCGAUGCGCAGGUUCAUAAGGCACGGCUGGCGGACGGGAGGGAGGUGGCGGUCAAAGUGCAGUACCUGGGAUUGGAGACUGCCGUCAAUGCGGAUUUCACUACGCUGUCACUUCUGGCCGACGCGGCAGCGCGCUUCUUCCCGGACUCCUUUGACUUUGGGUGGGUGCUGACAGAGCUGCGCCAGAAUUUGGCAAAGGAGCUGGACUUCCGGCUGGAGGCGGCCAACGCGCAGCGACUCGCCGCCGCCUUUGCCGGCCGCCGCGGCGUUGCCGUUCCGCUGCCCGUGCCCGAGCUGUCUGGGGAGCGGGUGCUGACUAUGGAGUGGAUCGACGGCUGCAAGCUGACAGACAUGGAGGCCCUGGUGGCCAUGCGCGUGCACCCACACGACGUCGCCUUAGAGCUGCUCCAUGCGUUUGCCCAGAUGACCUUUGUCGACGGCUUUGGCUUCUGGUACCGCUGGUUUGGGGGGCAGUGGCAGGAGCCGCAGCUGGUGCUUUUGGACCACGGGCUCAUAGUGGAAAUCCCUGACGCGCUGCGGCAGCAGUACUGCCAGCUCUGGUGCUCCUUUGUGCUCAACGACCAGGCCACCGCCGCAGCCGUCGCCACCCAGAUUGCAGGGGAGCGAGGGGGCGAGCUUCUGCCCAAACUGCUGCGGCCGGGCGCCCUAAGGAGCGAGGAACAGCGGCGAGCCCUGCGCUCACAAGCCGGGGUUUCGUCCAUUGGGGAUCUGGGGCGGCUGUUAGAGGGGCUGCCAAGGCCGCUGGUGGAUUUUCUGAAGGUCAGUGCGAUCACUCGUGGCGCCGCAACAAAGCUGGGAUCCUCGGUGCCCGACCGGCUGCGCAUAAACGCCACCUAUGCGCUCAAGGGCAUGUCGAUAUGUCGGCUCCCCGGGGGCAGGGUACAAUACGAGGGCAGCUUACAAUCCCGGCGACGGCGGCUGCGCAUCAGCGUCAGCAUCCGGCUUCUGCGCUGCUACUUCUGGCUGAGCUCGACUGCUCGGCAGAUGUGGCAGAACCUGAGCGGGCAGUGCUUUGGGCACCAACCUCUGGCGCUGCCGCUAGUGACAGAAUGGGGUGCCAGGAGCGUCGACGGUGCCUCCGUCGCAUGCAAAACAGCACGGGCCCACGGCAUUUCCUGGAUAAUUGUCGUAAUUGCCUCCAACUUCCUCGUGUUUGCGGGAGCGAUCCCAGCCAAUCCGACAAGUUUCAACCUGUGCGGUACCUCGUUCAACGACGCUUCGGGCAUUCAAUGGUAUGGCAAGAGCUUCAUUGUCGCGAGCUCAAUCGGAGCUUCCUGCAUAAACACCACCAAUCCAAUCGUCACCACUCCCUCCAGUUGCCCUGCUCCUAACUGCAUCGAACACGAGCUGCAGGAGAUGCUACAAAUUUCGGAGACGGGUGUCAAUCUGACAUACAAUAACAUCGGCAUUGGGUCCAUUGGCUUAAUAAACACCAACUUUCAGGUCACGCUGUAUUUCGCAGAGUAUGUUGCCACAGCUGUGGGCCAGAGGGUGUUUGACAUAGUAAUCAACGGCGCCACCGUGGCGACUGAUGUUGACGUAUUUGCUCUGGCGGGCGGUCAGGACAGAGCUGUGUCCUUGAAUUUCCUGGUCAACUCAGGUUCCAUUAUAUACUUCAACAUCUUUCUCCCCACCAAGGUGGGACCCGGCAGCAUUUUCGCUGGCGUGAGCUUUGGCUGGGCCACAAAAACAAGCAUCAGCUACAUGCCACCCAGCUUUGUCAUUUGGGGUGCACCCAUCACCCUGCAAGCCAUCGUUUCCUCCCUCAACCCAAGCCUGGGGAAUAUCACUGAAGGCGCCGUAUCCUUCUAUAUCGAUGGAGUGUUCAUAGGCGGUUCGAUGGUUGUAGACAACCACCCCUGCGCCUACAACAACCACCCCUGCAUCUUCCACAACCACCCCUGCGCCUACAACAACCACUCCUGCUACCAGCACUCCAACGCCCUCAACCACCCCCACCACGACCACCUCAAACCCCCCUACAACCAUCGCGAGCCCUACCACAACCCCUACAAACCCUACAUCAACUCCCCUGGCUUCUUCGACGCCACCGCCCACGACUGGAAAAUUGUCUUCUUCCCAGCUUCUGGAGGCAGCGGCGGCGGAGUCGCGCCCGUAGUGGCGCCCGUAACGGUCACUGUCAACGUGGAAGGACUCGAGGCGAAUGUGGCUCUCGCGAUCUCAAGCCCUGCGCUGCAAUUCCCCUCCUGCACAGACCCUGUGAGGGUGGUUGCAUCGGUGACGGGCCUCUAUUACACGACGGCCCCCACCGGAGCUGUAACCCUAUCCAUCUCCGGCCUCAAAUCCCCUGUCGCCGGCGCAACUCCCCUCAGCGUGACCCUAGCAUCGGCCAACAUCACAGGAGGAUCGGCGGAAUUUGUACUGCACCCGCGCAGCCACACAGCAGGUGCCGUGCAGGCCCUAACGGGCGCUGACAAAUCCUCCAGCGCCAAGCUGCUGCCGGGAAGCUACCAGCUGACAGCAGCCUAUUCUGGCAAUGCCUUGUAUGGCCCAGCCACUGGCAGUGCCAGCCUGGACAUUGACCACGCCUGCGCCUACAUCAUCCACCCCUGCUACCAGCACUCCAACGCCCUCAACCACCCCCACCACAACCACCUCAAACCCCCCUACAACUACCCCGAGCCCUACCACGACCCCUGCAAACCCUACCUCAACCCCUGCCAGCCCUACAACAACCCCGGCAGUCGUCACCUCAACUCCCCUGGCUUCCAAUACGCCUUCCCCAACCACUGGCAAGGUCACAGUCACCAUGACUUUGGACUUCAGCCCAAACCCGCUGCCGGGUCAGCCGCUCUCACAAUCAGCGGAGAGGCAAUUGCUUCCAGUGGACCACCCAUCACUGGCAAUGUCACCAGCUAUGUGAAUGCAACCCCUCUUCAGGCACACGACUAA
This is a messenger RNA of Coccomyxa subellipsoidea C-169, 3459 nucleotides long. Its product is annotated as ABC1-domain-containing protein. Lineage: Eukaryota; Viridiplantae; Chlorophyta; Trebouxiophyceae; Coccomyxaceae. The transcript has 22 exons. The record is from RefSeq and is a predicted model, not a curated record. Bases 1 to 3459 code for a protein of 1152 amino acids.